Molecule: messenger RNA, 370 nt
Organism: Hermetia illucens (black soldier fly)
Lineage: Eukaryota; Metazoa; Arthropoda; Insecta; Diptera; Stratiomyidae
Gene: ND-MWFE
Product: NADH dehydrogenase [ubiquinone] 1 alpha subcomplex subunit 1
Exons: 3
Coding region: 98-307 (69 amino acids)
Source: RefSeq, a predicted model, not a curated record
GUCAAUGUCAUUUCUUUUUCGACGAAGUGAAGAACGUAACAAAUAGCUCAGCUGGUAUAUCGCUCCUGGUGGCAUCGACUGGCCUACUUGCGUCAAAAUGUGGUACGAAAUCUUACCUUCAGCGGGAAUCAUCCUUACAUUUAUGACCAUCCCUGGCUUCGCCAUGUAUGGUCUCAAUAAACUCGUUCUUGGGAACGGCUACCGGCGAAAUAUGGAUCUUCGAUUCAAUCGCAUGAUGUACCAGCGGGACAUGAGACUGACUGGUGAUCCGUAUAAACAAAAUGGAUUGAAUGCAGUCGAUGGUUAACUAAACUAAUCACUUUAUGUCACUUAAAGAAUUCAUGAGAAUAAAAGCCGAGUAGAAGUACAA